CUUAAAAAAAAAAAGGAAAAAAAAAGUUUGAGAGAGGAUUGCAGAAUGGUGUAUAAAUAGCCUCGAUAAAACGUCAAACCUUUUCCGCCUUCUCGCUGCCGCCUCCAGUUCCUUCCGUUCCGACUCGGCUGUGUUCCAAUUAGAUCCGACCAAGAAUCACUCACUGAUGUUUUUCGUCCACUCCAUUUGAUCUCUGCUAUCAAUCGUCUGUCCUCGUAUUGACCUGAGCGACGAUCGCGCGCUGCCAUGGGAGAUUACAAUGAUGCCUUCAUGCGGAACCAAAACGCCGCCGUCCAGGCUCGCACCAAGGCCCAGAAUCGCGCCAACGUCCUCCAACUCAAGCUGAUUGGGCAGAGCCAUCCUACUGGUCUUACGGCCAAUCUUCUGAAGCUGUUUGAGCCUCGACCGCCUCUGGAGUACAAACCUCCCCCGGAGAAAAGAAAAUGUCCACCCUUAACAGGGAUGGCCCAGUUUGUUAGUAACUUUGCGGAACCCGAUGAUCCGGAAUAUGCUCCCCCUGUUCAAAAGGGUGAAACUCCUGCACAAAGGAGGGCUAGAAUUCACUUGCUAAGAAUUGAAAAGGGUGCAGAGAAAGCUGCUGAGGAGCUGCCAAAAUACCUUGAACGUGAUGAUCCAAAUGUUACAGGAGAUCCGUACAAAACACUCUUUGUGGCUAGACUGAAUUAUGAGACAACUGAGAGCAGAAUCAAAAGAGAGUUUGAGUCUUAUGGGCCAAUCAAGCGGGUACGAUUGAUUACAGACAAAGUGACGGGUAAACCUAAAGGAUAUGCUUUCAUUGAGUACAUGCACAAAAGAGAUAUGAAAGCUGCAUAUAAGCAAGCUGAUGGAAGAAAGAUUGAUGGUAGAAGGGUACUUGUGGAUGUCGAGCGAGGUAGAACAGUACCGAAUUGGCGUCCUCGCCGGCUGGGUGGUGGUCUUGGAACUACCAGAGUGGGAGGUGAAGAAAAUAACCAGAGGCACUCUGGAAGGGAGCAACAGCAGUCUGGAGCACCAUCUCGAUCAGAGGAGCCUAGGGGGCGCGAGGAUCGUCAUGGAGAAAGAGAUAGGGAAAAGUCUCAUGAGAAGGGAAGAGACAGAGAAAGAGAGAGAGAGAAGUCACGUGAACGUUCUCAUGAGAGAUCUAAGGAUCGUGACCUCAGAGAAGACAGGCAUCACAGAGAUCGUGAUAGGACUAGGGAUAGGGACAGGGAUAGAGAAAGGGAAAGAGAGAGAGACCGUGGCUAUGACCGUGAUAAAACUCGUGAUCGUGAUCGAGGAAGGGAUCGUGGUCGUGAUUAUGAGCGUGAUCGAGAUCGGGAUCGGGAUCGUCAUCGGGACAGAGAUAGGGAGAGGGAUCGGAAUCACGAAGAUGGAUAUCCAGAACCUGAUCGUGGUCGCUCUCAUGAUAGGGAAUCUGAUUAUGACCGAGUUGAAUCAAAAUAUGAAAAGGAUAGACAUGGUGAUCGGGACAGAGAGAUUGAUCGUACUGAAACUGAGGAUGGUCGUGGGUGGUAUGACCAGUCUGAGCAUGGGCACAGACACCCAGAUCCUGACCAUGAUCCCCAAUACUAUGAUCACUUUGAACAUAAUAGAGGCCGAGGGCAAUAUGACGAUAACCCAGAAGGCCAUCAUGACCAAGACCGUUAUGAUCAGUAUGAUAGAAUGGAGGAUGAUUAUCAUUAUGAGCGUGGCACUUCUGAAUCACAUGAUAAAGAGAGGUCUCGUGAUAUGAAUCAUGAAUAUAGGCGCAGUGAAAGAUCCCAUUCGAGAGAGUAUUAGUUUCUCAUGCUGCAGUGUGUUUUGCUGGUUAAGAUCAUAUCAAAUUGCGUUAAAAUUGUCAUGUAGCAGCUGCGACCAGUGCUGGAAUUGUCUUCUUUCUGUUGUUAAUCGACAUCGAAGUUGCUCAAACAUCGUUUCAUAUAGCUUGAUGCUAACUGUUGCAGAUUUUUGCGCUGUUUAUUUAUGUGCUAAAACUUCUAGACAUACUGUGUAUUUAGUUUGUAUGACCAUGAUUUUUAAGCUCCUAGAGUGUUAUAAGUCAUUUUGAAUGCUUGAUUUUAUUGAACAUCAUUUUGUUGGCAUCAAGGUCGUCAAAUGCUGUGGAGUGGUGUACGUUUGCUAUGGAAACUGCUCAAAGUUCAAUCAAACUUAGAUUUGUCAAAA
Messenger RNA from Momordica charantia (bitter melon), 2163 nucleotides. It is a transcript of the gene U1-70K, whose product is annotated as U1 small nuclear ribonucleoprotein-70K. The record is from RefSeq and is a predicted model, not a curated record. Lineage: Eukaryota; Viridiplantae; Streptophyta; Magnoliopsida; Cucurbitales; Cucurbitaceae. Gene Ontology annotation, cellular component: precatalytic spliceosome; U2-type prespliceosome; U1 snRNP. Gene Ontology annotation, biological process: mRNA splicing, via spliceosome. Gene Ontology annotation, molecular function: mRNA binding; U1 snRNA binding.